UGAAGGGUAUACGGGGAUAUAAGCCGGCAUCACUACCUCCAGAGCAGAGUCAGCUGUUGCAGGCACAUCUCAUCACACAGACAUCAACAUGUUCAAGCUCGUAGUCCUUCCUCUGCUGUUCGCCGCUGUCAGCGCAGGGAUCAUCGGCGCCCCUCUGGCCCAUGGCCCCGCCCUAGCGAUCGGACACCACCCUCUGGUGGCGGCCCCCGUGGCAGUGCACACCCCCUUGGUGGCCACCCACGCCUCAUCUUACGCUAAUACAGUGCGAGUGGUCCACAAUUCCGUUCCAGUAGUGAGGACAGUGGCCGCUCCAGUGGCUGUCCACGCUCCAGUGAUCGCUGAGCCGAUCUCCCUCAGCCACGGCUCGCUCCUCCACGGCUACCAUGGCUUCCAUUGAUCAUCAUAAUCUUCAUCUUCAUCAUCAUUCAUGCUCCAUUUUCGACACUUUUGUAUCAAAUUAUUUAUUCACACUCAUUAUAAACUUAUUUUUAAAAGUCUAA
This is a messenger RNA of Nezara viridula (southern green stink bug), 500 nucleotides long. The record is from the annotation of a GenBank genome assembly. Lineage: Eukaryota; Metazoa; Arthropoda; Insecta; Hemiptera; Pentatomidae.